AUGGCAAAUGCUAUCUUCCUUUGCCUUCUCUUAUUUAUUGAAGGAUAUUGUUGGGCUGCUAAUCACAACAUGCUCAUCACUUCGCAUGACGCUGUUAUAUCCGCCUUGAAAUCAAGUCAAGUAAUUCCUGAUGUUCUUGAUGAUUUUCGUGUCUCUGGAAUAUUGAAGCCUAGUUAUGGCGAAAGCAAAGACGAUGAUGCUGACAAUCCACUCGAUGUGAAUCUUGGAAAUGAAUUGACUCCCAACGAUACCGCGAAAGCUCCCAAAGUUUGGUUUGCGACUGAUGAACCGGAUUCUGAAGAUCAAUUUGCAUUGGUGAUGGUUGAUCCGGAUGCCCCUAGUCGUGCAAAUCCGACAAACCGUGAAUUUCGUCAUUGGGCUGUUGGAAAUAUUCCUGCAAACGCAAACUUGGACAAAGCCACUACACUGACCCCCUACUAUCCACCAACGCCACCAGCUGGCUCAGGAAAACAUCGAUACGUAUUUGUGUUGUUCAAACAGCCGCAACGCGAUAUCCAGUAUAAUCUGCCGGAAGCACGAUCGAACUUCAAUACGCGUGAAUUUGCAAAAAAUUAUAAGUUGAAGAUUAUUACUGCGAAUUUCUUUUACUGUGAGAAUAGCGGAUGA
Molecule: messenger RNA, 627 nt
Organism: Ambispora leptoticha
Lineage: Eukaryota; Fungi; Glomeromycota; Glomeromycetes; Archaeosporales; Ambisporaceae
Source: the annotation of a GenBank genome assembly